UGGCAUGUCGCGGCAUACUGCUUGGUUGGGCAGGGCUGCACGGGCCGGUGGAACAUGCGAUGCAGUGGGGUGCCUGUUGACCAGGGGCGACCGACGUCAUUUCCUCUCUCCCAACUUUUGCGCUCCCAGCACUCCACCCUCACAUUUCAAGAACCCCCCCAUUGGGGACGCCCAUGGAAGUCGCCGUUGAAGAAAUUCCCACGGGUUUCGAUCGGACCCCUGAUUGUAUGUACAUAAAGGUACAUACAUACAGCGAAAUAAACCAGGUUAUUCCCGUCUGGUAUUCCGUACUUGCGCUCUAUGCUCCAGUUCGUGUUUCCAUCGUUUUCUUUUUUCUCCCUGCUAGACACUUUUGGGCGACGCGGGUCGAACUUGCUUGAAUAGCCCCCUUAAUGGCUAGUAGUAGUCGUGCCGAAUCCGUUGACACGCACAUACGUCGAGAGCCGUAGCAGCACGAGCAAUCAUGGCCGAGCCAGACGGAUCGCUUAAGAUUCGCUUACCUGCACGCACCUACGGCUUUUCACCAGAGGCGUUCGACUGGACGCGCCUGCCGGACGUUGAGACCAACUUUCUCCCACCAGAACACAUCGAGGCCUUUGUCCAGGCCCUCUCCGCGCCGGAUCCCAUCCCGCAAAGCCCCGAGGACCCCACCGCUUCCUCAUCCUUCCGCCUCAACAGCCCUCCGCUGGCCAGCUCAACCAGCUCCGACGUUGAUUUCAGCAAGCGCGCCGCAGCCUUGAGCCUGACUCUCCACGAUGAGGAGCGCGGUGCGAGGGAUGCCGCCGGGACAGCCGCCGCUGCCGCCGAUGCCGCUGCGCCAGGAGGCCCAGCAACCCAAGCCGGACCGUCAUCGUCACAGCGACCACCAGCGCUGGGAAGCCGUCGGCCCAGCUCCUCCAGCAACCUCUUCAUCGCGGCUAGAAGCGACUGGGCGCCCGUCCGCGAGAGAGUCCUCCGUGACAAGGACAAGGAUAAGGACAAGGGCGGCCAGCAGGCUGCUAAACGAGCCGGGAAAAAGAGCAGGAGGAAAAAGUCGCGCUCCAAGGACGAGACACGGGAGGGGUACCUCUACAGUCUGCUGAAAUGGCCAUUCCUCCUCAUCGUCGGCGCGUGGAUUGUGGGGUUGGCCCUCGCGUAUAUCGCUACCCGCACAUACAUCUACUUGUACGAGCAGUGGAUCGCCUGGCGCGGGAAGAGGGAAAGGCUGCGGCGGGCCAUGCGCGCCACGAGCCGGUACCGGGACUGGGUCGCGGCCGCGCGGCGGAUGGAUGACUUCUUUGGGAAUGAGCGGUGGAAGGAGGAGGACGACUUCGCCUACUACGACAGCAAGACGGUGAGGAGGGUGCUGACGGAGAUGAAGAAGUGUAGGCGGCUGGCAAAGAAGGGGGAGGAAGAACAGGCGGGCGGGGCGGUGGAGGAGCAGGACGGAAAGCGGGCAGUGGAGGAAUUGAAGGUGCUCAUCGAGGCGUGCGUCAAGAACAACUUUGUGGGCGUCGAGAACCCGCGCCUGUACAGCCAGACGUACUACGGGACCAAGAACUUGGUGCAGAAUUUCAUCGAUGAAGUGGAGAAGAGUGUCAAAUUCCUCAUCGACACGAAGCAGCUCUCCAAGGAGGAGAAGCGCGUCCUCUUCAAGGGCAUCUGCGCCAACUACGGGCGCACGGCACUGUGUCUGUCGGGCGGGGCCACGUUUGCGUACUACCACUUCGGCGUGGUCAAGGCGUUGCUCGAGGAGGACUACCUGCCGGACAUCAUCACGGGCACCAGCGGUGGCGCGUUGGUGGCCGCGCUCGUCGCCACGCGCACCAACGAGGAGCUCAGACAGCUGCUCGUGCCCGCCCUCGCCCACCGCAUCAAGGCCUGCCGAGAACCCAUCACGGUCUGGUUCCGCCGCUGGUGGACGACCAACGCCCGCUUCGACUCGGUUGACUGGGCCAAGCAAUGCGCCUGGUUCACGCGCGGAUCCAUGACCUUCCGCGAGGCCUACGAGCGCACGGGGCGCAUCCUCAACGUCUCGUGCGUGCCGGCAGACCCGCACUCGCCCACCAUCCUCUGCAACUACCUGACCAGCCCCGACUGCGUGAUCUGGUCUGCGGUCCUCGCCUCGGCCGCCGUGCCGGGCAUCCUGAACCCGGUCGUGCUCAUGAUGAAGACGCGUUCGGGCCAGCUCGUCCCCUACUCCUUCGGCCACAAGUGGAAGGACGGCUCGCUGCGCACCGACAUCCCCAUCCACGCGCUCAACCUGCACUUCAACGUCAACUUCACCAUCGUCAGCCAAGUCAACCCGCACAUCAACCUGUUCUUCUUCUCGUCGCGCGGCUCCGUCGGCCAGCCCGUCACCCACCGCCGCGGCCGCGGCUGGCGCGGCGGCUACCUGGGCUCGGCCGUGGAGCAGUACAUCAAACUCGACCUGACCAAGUGGCUGCGGGUGCUGCGACAGCUCGAGCUGCUGCCCCGCCCGCUCGGACAGGACUGGUCGAUGCUGUGGCUGCAGACGUUCGGGGGCACCGUGACCAUUUGGCCCAAGAGCGUCCCCUCGGACUUCUGGCACAUCCUGAGCGACCCGGACGAGGCAAGGCUGGCGCGCAUGAUCCACGAGGGUCAGCAGAGUGCCUUCCCCAAGAUGAAGUUUAUCGGGAACCGGCUGAGAGUCGAGAGGCUCGUGGAGAAGGGCCGGCGGGAGAGCAGACUCGGUGUGGGAGGAGGAGGGAAAGCGCCCAUUUACGUCGGCGGGAGAACGGGGGAGGAGAAUGGUGUGGGUCCUGCAACGUUGGAGAAAAGAGCGAGCCUCGAGAGUAUAUUGAGCGAAGAUGACCUGAGGAGCUUACUGAAGAAGCGGGGGAAGCAGAGGGAUAGCGGGGGAAGCGUCACGGCUACGGAAGAGGACGACGACUCCACGGAUUCCGAGGUGGAUCACGAUGAUAGCAUGGUCAUUGACGGCGGGGAGGGCGGCGGGGAGAUCAAGGCUGCGAGGAUGGAACAACCGAAGAUUGCUACGCCGAGCGGGUUGGCGGGCGCCGAGGGACAGCUUUGAAUGAGGGCACAUAAUACUGGAGCGCAGGAGUUUUACAGGUGUUAGAGCAUCUUCUUGUAUGCGAGUAGGAUGGCUCAGUCGUUCCAAGUCAUACCCGUAGACAUUUUUUUCUUUGUAGACCGGCAUCGCCCAUCGUUUGGAAAUGACAGUGCACUUCAUACAC
Molecule: messenger RNA, 3197 nt
Organism: Chaetomium strumarium
Lineage: Eukaryota; Fungi; Ascomycota; Sordariomycetes; Sordariales; Chaetomiaceae
Exons: 2
Coding region: 464-3034 (856 amino acids)
Biological process (GO): lipid metabolic process
Molecular function (GO): triacylglycerol lipase activity
Source: RefSeq, a predicted model, not a curated record